AUGAAGAAAAUUUCAAUUUUUCUCAUUUUUUGCUUGAUUCAAUUUUCUGAAGGGUUGACCUGUAUUGAAGGAUUCACUUUGGUGAAUAACAAAUGUUUGAAGGUGAGUUAGGGCCUAAGAUUGGGCCUGGGCCUGGGGACUCUAACUUAAGCGUUACCUAAGUUAAGCUAACCUCAUCAAAUCUAGCUUGAGUCUUAACUAACUCGAUUAGGCCGUCUUUAAAUUUAACGAAGGUCUACCUUAACCUAACCUAAGUCCACAUUACGCCUUAGCUAAACUAAGGUAAUCUAACCCAACUAUCUUCUAGCUAAUCAUCACUGACCAAACACACAGUGCCGCACGUCGUGAAUGUAACCUCAAUGGCGGAAACCUUGUCUCAGUCUACAACGCGAUCGAUAACACAGCAAUUGCUCAAUUCGCUACAGUGGGCUCUGAUCCAGUCUGGAUUGGUUUAAAUUGCCCGAAUGAUCAUGAUGCGAGCUCUUGUGUAUGGGAUAAUCAAGCUGGAAAUGCGUCAGGUGAGCUUUAAUUACAAAAAACAAUUUAAAGGAACAUCCCGUAAAAGAUCUUAUGGGUCUUGUAGCGAAGAAACAAAUACCGUAUAGAUGUUUCCUGAUUUUUAGGCUACAACAACUUUAUCGCUGCAAAUCCCUCAAACGAUGUAGGAACUUGUGUCUAUAUGCUAACCUUCGGAAGUCUCCGAGGUCGCUGGUUCAGUGCAAGUUGUGAUGGAAUGGAAAUCAGUGCUGUCUGUGAAACAAGCCCAGUUGAACAGUGUUUGUACAAUUUGAAUGGUUAUUGCUAUUAUCCACUUGGGGAGUUGAGCGAAGUUGAUGCGCAAAACGCAUGUUCACAGAACUGUGAAGGAAGUUUGGUAUCGAUUCACUCAGCUGCAGAAAAUACUUUUGUUUCAAAGAUCUUCAAAGACUCUUCAAAAGGUUAUAUUCGAAUUGGAGCGCAGCUUUCAAGUGGAAAUGUCAAUUCUUGGAUUGAUGGAUCUGUCUGGGAUUACACAAACAUCGGAUAUCAAAACAAAGGCCUCGGAUCGUGUUAUAGUAUGUCAUUGAUCAAUGAACUUGUUGUGCCUGGAAAAUGGAUUAGUUCAAAUUGCUCUGCGCUUCUUCCAUCAGUUUGCAAGCGUCCGCAACAUGCGCAAUGCGGAAGUACACCUGCCCCAACGCUUGCCCCACCGCAAUGCAGUGGAAUUUCGUAUUCAACGGAUACCGGGGCGGUAAGUAAAAAAACAUUUUUUUUGCAGAAACAACUUUAUCCUCUCAAAAAAUUAGCCUAACUUUAAGAAAAACUUGAAAAAAGUGUAUCCCCCUUUAAUAUUCGCAUUUGGUUUCGCAGUCAAUAUCAAAGUUUGAUUGUGUCCAGUUCUGUCCAAAACCAAGAAUCCCUUUGCGUCGAACUUUGCAUCGUAAUCGAGUUCACUUGGAAGUGUAGCUGUGCUCGGUAUCGUCUGAUUGAAAAUGAGUUUGAUGUAGGCAUCGCGUGAAAUUGUUUCACCGUUGAAAACGGCGAUGAAUUCCGCGUCGAAGAUGGCUGGGUUUUUGGCGGCGAAAUGUUCGGCCAAACUUUGAAUGAAGCUUCGGGCUGCAGUUUUUGGGUCUGCAGCUAGAACGAAAAAGACUGUUGAGAGAAUUGCGAGAAGAAAUCGCAUUUUUUGUGAAUAUAAUUUUAGAGGGUGUUGAUGUGGCUUUUAAGGGGAGCACAUACAUAAUUCGAUAAACGAAAUUUGAUCAUUGAAAACUUCCUCCUGCAGGAAGAGAAAGUUUUUUUGCGAAAUGCCACGUCAUAAAUCAAAUUCUUUCAGAUCUACUCUCCAAAUUACCCCUACUCAUACCUCUCAACCGACACCGCACCAUGCUACUAUAUCCUAACUGUCACCACCGACACCGCAAUGAUCUGGUUCACCGAAGUGAAUUUAGACGCGAACGCCCGAAUCGAACUAUACUCUAGUCUCGACACCCAAACACCAUUCGCAAUUAUCGAUCGAAAUUCGCAGGGAAAUAUUACAUUUUCAACUUUCGAAUCAUCGACUAGUUUGAUUAAAAUGGUUUUCAAACCGUGUACGACUUGUGGAAGUUCUAGUUCUGGAACGAUUUUCAGAUGGAAAGCGAUUCUUGGAAAACAAUAUCCAACUUUAUGCGCAAGUGAUCAAACGAUUAGUACAAAUGGGAUUAUUACAUCUACAAAUUAUCCUAACGUGUAUAACAAUUAUUUGAGUUGCCCGUAUAAUUUGCAAAAUCCGAAUAAGGGAGGAAGGUAACUUUAACAAUAGUUUUAACACCUAAUUUUCCAUCUACAGAAUCCAACUUCAUUUCACCGAUUUCUGGACUGAAUCCGGUUACGAUUACGUAAAGAUCUAUGAUGGCAGAAAUUCCACACAACCCCUUCUCGCCUCAAUCAGCGGAAAUCUUGUGGGAAACUCGAAUUUGACUUACACCUCAACUGGACAAAAUUUAUACGUGCUUUUCACCAGCGAUCGCUCGAAUGUCUUUAAAGGAUUUAGCGCUGUUUUCUACGAAUAUCCGUAA
This is a messenger RNA of Caenorhabditis angaria, 2540 nucleotides long. NCBI's taxonomy places the organism in Eukaryota, Metazoa, Nematoda, Chromadorea, Rhabditida, Rhabditidae. The record is from the annotation of a GenBank genome assembly.